Molecule: messenger RNA, 2308 nt
Organism: Onychomys torridus (southern grasshopper mouse)
Lineage: Eukaryota; Metazoa; Chordata; Mammalia; Rodentia; Cricetidae
Gene: Fsbp
Product: fibrinogen silencer binding protein
Exons: 2
Coding region: 94-993 (299 amino acids)
Source: RefSeq, a predicted model, not a curated record
UUAAGCCUGAUCUUUCUGUUUGUGAAAAGAGCUGAGCAGAGCUGAAGGCUGCAUGGUGGAUUCAGAAACUGCCUACUUAAUUUCAGAAGAACAAUGGUAGGGAAGGCUAGGUCUUCCAAUUUUACCCUGUCUGAAAAGCUUGAUCUGCUAAGCCUUGUGAAGCCAUAUGUGAGAAUUCUCGAAGAACACACUAAUAAAAAUUCAGUAAUAGUAGAAAAGAAUAGAUGUUGGGAUGUUAUAGCAGUUAACUAUAAUGCAAUUGGAGUAGACCGCCCUCCUCGAACAGCACAGGGCCUACGCAGCCUUUACAAAAGGCUCAAAGAAUAUGCCAAACAGGAGCUAUUGCAGCAAAAGGAGGCCCAAUCAGAUUUUAAAAGCAAUAUUUCCGAGCCAACCAAGAAAGUUAUGGAGAUGAUUCCCCAGAUCUCCAGCUUUUGCCUGAUAAGAGACAGGAGCCACAUACAAAGUGCGAACUUGGAUGAGUCUGCUCAGGCUGGCACCAGCUCGCUGCAGGUAAUGGUGGAUCACCAUCCUGUCGCUAUUACAGUAGAGGUGAAGCAAGAAGAGGACAUUAAAACGUCCCCUCCACUGGUUCCAAAUCCUCAGCACAAUGAUGCUAUAGAGCAAAGAGAAGAGCAGGAAUUAAUGCAUGCCGUGGAAGAACCCUUGUCUCCAUCACUCUCUUCUGUUGAUAUGAGAAUGACAUCAUCUCCAUCUUCUAUCCCAAGGAGAGAUGAGUUUUUUCAUCAUGAAAGUGGAGAGCACAUUAGGUCUCUGCUAAGAUGUGACCCUCAGGUCCUGCAAAUGUUAAAAGAGGAACAUCAGAUAAUUUUAGAAAAUCAAAAGAAUUUUGGAUUAUAUGUUCAGGAGAAGAGGGAUGGAUUGAGAAGAAGGCAGCAGCUAGAGGAGGAGCUGCUAAGAGCAAAGAUUGAAGUGGAGAAGCUGAAAGCGACUCGCUUACGGCAUGAUCUGCCCGAGUAUAGUAGUCUCUAAGAGAUUUUUCAGUAUUGCAACUUGAUAAUUUUAAUUUUGUCAGAAUUAAUUUGGGAGUAUCGUGAAGCUGAGCAUAUGCCCUAUUAAAAAAUCUUGCUAAUCUCUCUUAUAAAAAAGCUUUUAACAUGAUUUUCUUUUCCUUUCUAAGCCUAUUUUUUUUUUUAAAACACAGUUUUCUAAGUAUUUAAUUUUCUCAUUAGAUACUAAAAUUUACUGAUUGGUUGAUAUGGUAAUUCAGCUUAUUUCCUUCCCUCAAUUUUUUCCUAAGACAUUUAACUGUUGGCCUUAUGUAAGAUCUUUUAUUUUUAUUAUAAAAGAAAUAAGACGAAUAGAGUUGCAUAUGGUAUAUAAGCCUGUAAUCACAGCACUUGAGAGGGAAAGGCAGGUCAGAAGAUCAAGGCCAUCCCAAUUUCAAGGUCAGCCCGUGCUAUGUGAAAUCCUGUGUCAAACAAAACAAAAUUCAUAAAACUGUAUAAAUGCAUAAAUAGUAUUUCAAAGAAUCUUCAACAGUUUUAGUUACAACUUUGAAAGUUAGAUUUAAGAGAGAGAGAGAGAGAGAGAGAGAGAGAGAGAGUUGGAUUAAAUACCUAAUAAAUGGUAAACACAUACCUUUGUCGCUGAGCUACAUCAAUAGUCCUAUAUUUUCUUGUUUGGAGACAAGAUCUCACCCUAUAGCCCUGGGAUUAUAGGUGUGUGCUAUACUAACAGUAACAGCAAACAUAUAUUCAUGACAUUGGUUUUGUCUUUAUCUUUGGAAAGAGUGGGUUAGACUUUAGAGACAGAAGAUGCUUGGAAAACACUUCACUUUAGAGGCAAUAAAACUGAAGUCAAGGAGGAUGCCAUCAUUGUUCCAGGCAGCAAAGCUUUUUAUAGUAGAGUGAGCAUCAGUACUAGUUUGUUUUCUGGAGGGAGCAGGAGGUAAUGGUGGUGGUAAUUUUUUUCCUUAUUUAUCUAUAGAAGUAAAAACCUCAGAGAAUUACUUAAUUAGGAGAACUUAUUUAAUUAGAAUCACCUUUUGGGUUGGAGAUGUAGCUCAAGGGGAGAGGACUUUCUGGUGUGUUUGAGGUCCCUUCUCCAGGUGACAAAAGAAAACUUACUUUUAUACGUGGUUGGGUUAUGAAGUCUAGGGUGUUGUGGCACUACUCCACAACUACCCUCCCUCCCUUUUUUGUCCUGCUAAAAGAGAUCAGGUCUUUUUUAUUGAAAAUAGUGCAUCUUUUGACCAUGUGAUUAAAAUUAUCUUAAUUCAUUUUAAAUGUUUUUCUUGAAAAUGUUUCCUUCACAGUAAAGUUAGAGUUAAACAAAAUGAAAAUAA